AUGAAUUCUCUGAGUGGAGUUACUAAAAUGUGGGAGAUGCCUCAAGUUACAAACAAGAUUGCUGUCUUGAAGGAUCACAAAGAACGUGCAACCGAUGUGGUGUUCUCCCCUGUGGAUGAUUGUCUAGCAACGGCUUCUGCUGAUCGAACUGCAAAGCUGUGGAAAACUGAUGGAACACUCCUACAAACUUUUGAAGGUCAUUUGGAUCGUCUUGCACGUAUCGCCUUCCACCCAUCAGGGAAGUAUCUCGGAACAACAAGCUAUGACAAAACAUGGAGAUUGUGGGAUGUUAACACUGGAGCAGAGCUGCUUCUGCAAGAAGGUCAUAGCCGUGGUGUCUAUGGAAUCGCAUUUCAACAAGAUGGAGCAUUAGCAGCUUCUUCUGGGCAUGAUUCACUCGCACGGGUUUGGGAUCUCCGCACUGGUAGGAGUAUUCUCGUCUUCCAAGGACACAUCAAACCGGUUCUCUCUGUAAAUUUCUCUCCUAAUGGUUAUCACUUGGCGUCUGGUGGCGAGGAUAAUCAGUGCCGCAUAUGGGAUCUUAGAAUGAGGAAGUCGUUGUACAUCAUACCAGCUCAUGCCAACCUUGUCUCUCAAGUGAAGUACGAGCCACAAGAAGGCUACUUCCUAGCCACUGCCUCUUACGACAUGAAAGUCAAUAUAUGGUCAGGCAGAGAUUUCUCGCUUGUGAAAAGCUUAGCAGGGCACGAGUCAAAAGUGGCUUCUCUGGAUAUCACUGCAGAUAGCUCCUGUAUCGCAACUGUGUCACAUGACCGUACCAUCAAGCUUUGGACAAGCAGUAGCAACGAAGACGACCAAGGCGGAGAAACAAUGGACAUUGAUCUCUAG
Molecule: messenger RNA, 849 nt
Organism: Thlaspi arvense
Lineage: Eukaryota; Viridiplantae; Streptophyta; Magnoliopsida; Brassicales; Brassicaceae
Source: the annotation of a GenBank genome assembly